Messenger RNA from Knipowitschia caucasica, 345 nucleotides. The record is from the annotation of a GenBank genome assembly. NCBI's taxonomy places the organism in Eukaryota, Metazoa, Chordata, Actinopteri, Gobiiformes, Gobiidae.
AUGGAGGCGCCGCGCUCUGGAGGUGUAGCUACAGCACUCACACUGGGUUCUCGCGUCACCACCCACGGGUGUCAUGUCCCUCAGCAGACCUUCAAAACACACGCAUGCAGCACAGACUUUCUUCUCUGGAAAGUGAUGCCUCAGGGCUUUUCGUGUGGUCCCCCUCCUCCAGUUUGCUCCAGCCUGCCCAGCACGGCUCACCAUCUGUGGGCAGGCCGGGCGGGUUGGGCCCUGUACGGCGGCGCUGGUGGCAUGGAAACGGGUCUUGUAGCGAAGCCGCUCCCACCAAAUGGCUUAUCGGGCCCCGGGGAGCAGGCUGGUAAAAAGGCACUAAAUGGGCUGUGA